Molecule: messenger RNA, 1583 nt
Organism: Drosophila busckii
Lineage: Eukaryota; Metazoa; Arthropoda; Insecta; Diptera; Drosophilidae
Product: nischarin
Exons: 5
Coding region: 120-1571 (483 amino acids)
Cellular component (GO): cytoplasm
Molecular function (GO): protein kinase binding; phosphatidylinositol binding
Source: RefSeq, a predicted model, not a curated record
GAAUCAGCUGUGCAACAACAACUGAAAAAAUUAAAAUAAUUGACUCAACGUUUUUAUUCUAGGCUAAUUAAAACAAAUGUCGUCUUAAGUGUUUUGUUCAUGCAAUCCAAAGUGUCAAAAUGUCCUGUUAUUAUCGUCAGCAUGAGGAUUCGUCUGUGACUAUUCCAAAAUAUUCCGUAGAGAGUUCAGCGGGGAUUACAUAUUACGACAUCAAGGUGCGUGUCGGCACUGUGGAAUGGUUUGUGGAGCGACGCUACCGCGACUUUGCGCAGUUGCAUGACAAACUGGUAGAGGAAGCCAACAUAAGUAAAAAGCUACUGCCGCCUAAGAAGCUCGUAGGAAAUAAGCAGCCUGCAUUUCUGGAGCAGCGUCGUGAGCAGCUCCAAGUCUAUUUACAGCAACUGCUGAAACACUUUGCCAAUGAGCUGCCACGUCUGCUCGCCGAGUUCUUGGACUUUAACAAAUAUGAUAUUAUUUAUUUGCUGCAGGAUCUGGCCAAGCUGUUUAACGAAAACGGUGAUGCGCUUUUAAGCUCCAAAAAGGAAUACAAUCUAUCAGCCUUAGAGGUCUAUGCCAUCAGCGAGCGCUUGGGGUUGCCCUGUCCGCCCAGCACGGAUCAAGGCGGCAAAUUUGAUUUCUCCCAUGUGCUCGACUUUUGCACACAACUCGCUGCUUUGGUGGUCACGCCGGUGAAGGACAACGCCAGCUUUGCGCAGGACUAUAAUACCGUGGACGUGCCCAUUGGUCGCAGCAAUAUAAUACCCAAUCGGCUUAGCUUCAAUUUAAAUGCAUUCCGUAAUCUCAAAACACUGAAAUUCUCAGCGCUCUCCACGGAGAAUAUUGUCGAUAUCGAUGUGGUUAAGCCCACGCUGGAGGCAAUGUGUGUGCACAACACCACCAUUACACAUAUCUACCAGGUGCUGCUCUGCGAUAAUCUGCACAAAGCCUGCGAUGUGCCCAGCACGCUGCCCACGCUACAAGCUGCGCCUCCCAACGGCAACGAUGCGCUGCUGAGCACUGAUAGCUGGCAGGAGCUAAGCGAAUUGGAUCUGACAGGCAACUUGCUUACCCAGAUUGAUGGCAGCGUGCGCACAGCUCCCAAGCUGCGUUGUCUGGUGCUGGAACAGAAUCGCAUACGCACUGUAGAAAAUCUAGCAGAGCUGCCGCACUUGCAGCUGCUGUCGUUGUCGGGGAAUCUUAUAUCUGAAUGCAUUGACUGGCACUUGACCAUGGGCAAUUUGGUUACGCUGAAGUUGGCGCAAAACAAACUCAAAACGCUGAAUGGUCUGCGCAAGCUGCUUUCGCUUGUGCAUUUGGACCUGAGUUGUAAUCUCGUGGAGCAGCUAGAGGAGGUGGAUCAUGUGGCGCAGCUGCCACUGCUAGAGUCCUUAAACCUUACUGGCAAUCCGCUGGCAGGCAGCGUGGACUAUCGUCCACGUGUGCUUGCUCGCUUUCAUGGGCGCGCCGCUGAAAUCUCGCUAGACAAUGAGCGCGGCUCACAGCAGGAGCUGGACACUGCACUGGUGCUGUCCGCUUUGUUGCAAUCGAAGCAAAGACAACUGCAAAAAUGACCCAACUGGAAG